Messenger RNA from Mesorhabditis spiculigera, 588 nucleotides. The record is from the annotation of a GenBank genome assembly. Lineage: Eukaryota; Metazoa; Nematoda; Chromadorea; Rhabditida; Rhabditidae.
AUGAGCGCCAAAAAGAAGACGCCAAUCACGAGCGCCCCCAGCAAGUGGAUGAACAGGUCGAAUAGAGUAUCUGAUUUUGUGCGAUUUAAAGCCGGCUCGUCCCGCUCGGCGUUCUCCGGCCCGACGCAGCCCGACUUCAUCAAGGUCGUCCUCGAAUUCCUGAUCAAUGAGGGCUACAAAGAAGCGGCUGAAGCCCUUUGCCAAGACACCGGCAUCGAUUUGCCAAAGGAGGAAAUCGACCACCUUGACGCUCGGGUGACGAUCAGGGAGCUGAUUGAAGAGGGGCGGAUCGAAGAGGCCAUCGUAAAGGUAGAACAACUUUGCCCGAACCUCCUCGCCGACCACCCGGCCGUCCAUUUUCUGAUGUUGCAGCAGAGCCUCAUCGAAAUGAUCCGGAAUCACAAAACCGAAGAGGCGCUGAUGUUCUCCGAGGCGCACAUCGCCGGCAAGGACGACCAACUGACGCCGCAACAGCGGGAAGACCUGGAGAAGACGUUCGCCCUGCUGUCUUUCGAAAACCCGCUUGAAUCACCGUUUGGUGGAUUGCUCAAUCACACACAUCGACAACAGGUGGGCUUUAGAAACGGU